AAAGUAGCUGAAAAUUUUAUUUCAAGUCCAAUUGGAAUAUUUUAUCCUAAUCAAUCAGUUCUUUGUUUAGUGACUUCCAUUGAUUUAGAGAAUUCCAGAUGUGAAGUAUCAUUGAAACCUUCUGAAACACCUAUUAAAUCAUGCCCAUAUAUUUCUGAGGUGGAUUUUAUCAAAUCUUAUUUUAGUGAUAUUUUACCAAAAAAAAAUCAAAAAAAAGAUUUGAUCAAUCAAAAAGUCAAGAUAGGUGACAUAAUUAAGUGCAAGAUUAAACAAUUUUCAGAAUUAGAAUUUGGUGGUGGGUGGGUAGUUGAUGUAAUGUUAGAUGGUAAUAAUGACAAUGACAAUGAUAAAACAAUUAAAGGAAUUAUUAAUGAAGAGCAAGCUAAAACUAGAAGUGAUCUUAAAAAAGGUGAUGAAAUAUAUGGAAUGGUUAUUGAUUAUGAUAUAAAUGAAGAUAUUAAAAAAUUGGCAAAUAAGAUUGCUACAGAGACAUCUAUUGAAGCUUAUAUUGAGUUAGUAAAGGAAGAUUAUGUUGUAAUAUCAUUACCAGAAUAUGAAAAUUCAUUAGCAUUUGCUUCAACAAAAAGUUAUAAUUAUAGAUCAACGCCUUUUAUGAAAUUUAAAUUUGGACAAAAAGCAACUGCUCAAAUUUUUUAUUUGCCAAAUAACAAAGAAAAUAUCAAUAAUGAUGGACAACUAAUUGAUAGAGCAUUGGCAGUAUUGCAAUUACAAACCGAAGAAAGUUUGGUUGGUGGGUUAUGUCACAUAUCAAAAUUGUCAGAUGAUUUUGUUAAAGAUGUAAAUAAACUUUAUAAAAUUGGGGAUAAAGUUAAAGCAGUUGUAUUGGAGAUAGAUCAUGAAAAACAAAAAAUCAGCUUUGGAUGCAGAAAAAGUUGUUUUGAAGAAGAUGAUGUGCCUGAUUAUGUUGAGAGUGAUGAUGUUGAAAAACAUCAAAUUGAUUCACAAGAAUCAUCAAAUUCAGAGGAUGACUUAUCAAUGUCAGAAAAGAAGAAAAAGAAAAGGAAGAAAAAAAAGCUUGAAAUUGUGGAAGACCUUACAUUGGAUUUGUUAAAACAAAGGCCAGAAGUGAAUGCAGAUUAUGAAAGAUUAUUAUUGGGAUCCCCAAACUCAUCAUAUCUGUGGAUAAAUUAUAUGGCACAUCAACUAAAAUUAUCAGAAAUUGAAAAGGCAAGGGAGAUUGGAGAACGAGCACUUAAAACAAUAAAUUUCAGGGAAGAAGAGGAAAAAUUUAACAUUUGGAUUGCCUUGUUAAAUCUAGAAAAUAAUUUUGGUACAAGUGUAAGUAUGAGCGAAGUGUUGAAAAGAGCUUUAUUAUCAUGUGAUCCAAAAGAACUUUAUAUGACAUUAGUUGACAUUUAUGAAAAAAGUGACAAAGAAGAGCUUACUGAACAAACUUAUCAAUUGAUGAGGAAAAAAUUUUCUCAAAGUUCUAAAGUUUGGGUAAAAAUAGGUUUAUAUUAUCUUCAACACGGAAAAUUAGAAGCUUUACAUGACCUAAUACAGAAAUGUGUUAAAAUAUUGCCAAAAUAUAAACAUGUUAAAACUUUAUCAAAAUUUGCACAAAUGGAAUUUAAACAUGGCGAGGCUGAAAGGGGGAGAACAAUAUUUGAAGGAAUGAUGAAUAGUUAUCCAAAAAGAGUUGAUUUAUGGUCAAUAUACAUAGAUAUGGAAGUUAAAGCAGGAGAUCAAAAUAUAAUUCGUCGAUUGUUUCAACGUGUUACAUCAAUGAAAUUUUCUACCAAAAAAAUGAAAUUCUUAUUUAAAAAAUGGUUGGAUUAUGAAAAUGAAUAUGGCAAUGAAGAAAGCACCAAUGCUUUGCUUGUGCCAGUUCCUGCGCCUCGAGAUUUUAGGCACAUGCCACUCAUGCCUGGCUUAAGAAGUGUUUCAAAAGAAAAAGCAAGCACAUUUGAAUGUUUAGCGGAAAAAACAAAUAGGCCUGAAUAUUAUGAAAAAGGGACGGUUAGAUCUGAAUGCUUUAGUAAUCUAGAAGAAAAAAUUAUCGAAAACACUGAGCGGGAAAAGAAGGAAAAUACAUCUGAAAAAGAAUGUAUUAUCUGUACAGAGAAAGUCAUAAUAAGAGACUUCAUGAAAGUUGCAGAACAAUGUGAUCAUGAGGACAACAUGUGUCAAAACUGUAUUUGUGAAUAUAUUACACUUGAACUUUUGAAAAAGGGGAACAUCAAUGUUUUAUGUCCGGAAUAUGGGUGUCAUAGUGUGUUGCAGGAGCCAGAUAUUAAAAGGUUUGCCAGUGCGGAAGCAUUUGAACGAUGCGAUGGGAUUCGGGUUGAAUCAUGCGCUACAAGAAGACCUCUAUUAAAACCAUGGAUAAAAAAAUUCCAAAAAAGCUUAUUGUCACGUAAAGCUAAAAAAACAGAGGAUGAACAAAAGAGGCGAUCAAUACGCGAAGCUAAAGAAAUCGAAAAAGAGAAAAACAAGCUAUUAAAGGCGGAAAGGCAGUCUGAAGCAUUUAUACAGUCUAAUACAAAGGAAUGCCCGAAAUGUAAAAGUAAAAUUCAAAAGGAUGGAGGAUGUGAUCACAUGACAUGUGGACAGCCUUGUGGAUACGAGUUUUGUUGGAUUUUACCAUUAGUAACCAUCAUCAAAAACAUGAGAAAUUUUUACAUAAACACCAAUAACGAUAAUAUCAUUAGUAGUAGCAGUAAUAACAAUGGUGACAACAAUAAUCAAACUUAUGCUGACAGUGUUCCUCCGUCUCCCUCACCGUCCUCGCCGUCCUCAUCGUCCUCACCACCCUCACCAUCAAAUACUUCUGUCACCAACAACUUUUCUUUCCUAGUAUCAUCAGAUAAUAACAAGACAAGAAUAUUGUUAAUCACAGAAAUAUUAGAAAAUAUUUUAAUAUUUAUACCGGAACCAAAUAAUCUAGCAUUGGUAUGUCGCCAAUUUUACAAUAUAACUUUAACUUCGCCAAUUUUUAAGCGUCGUUGGCUAAGGAAUUGGUUAAAUCCAAAAUUACCCGAUGCAUUCUUACCAAAAUAUUCCGACUUGUGUAGAGCAGUCAAAACAAAAACACCAUUUCAUAUAUUGAUGCAAAUAAUAGAUUUAAUUAAAAUACACGAGAAACCCUUGGCUUCAUCUAAUAAUGGUUCAGUAACAAAACUGUUUGAAUGUGCAAGUCAACACAAAGAAGAUUAUUUAUUAAUACCCUAUCUAAUUCAUAAAGGUUUAAUGAUUGAACGAUAUAUAAAAGAUUUAUGUUACGAAGACUUUUUAUUAACAAAGGAGGGAUCUGAUCCCGAUAAGAAAUCUCAAAUAGACUAUUUGUCCAAUUUGAUUACACCAGUCAAAACUUCAAAAGAAUUUAAAAAUCAAUUAGCAAAUUCAAAGACCUUCUUCCAAGAUACAGAUUUAGCAUUCUCGAUCGUAUUACAUGAACGAUUGGAUAUUGCAGGCUUGCUAGCUUUACAUCCUCAACACACAUUAGACGUAUUGGAAGAAUGUGUUGACAGACAAUACACCAAAGGUAUUGCAUGGGCAUUUAGGCACGGGGUUGGUGAAUUACAAAAAAACAACACAUUAUAUUUAAGAUUAUGCAUUGAUGAAGCAGAUGUUGAAUCAAUUAAAACGAUCAUCCAAUCAGGUGCAAAUCUUAAUAUACCACCUCCAAACGACUUGUUAAAUUUUGGCUCAACAAGUCUAUUGGAAUUUUCUAUUCAAUGCUAUUUAAAAAAUGAAAACCACGUAAAAAGAAGAUACAUAAUUGAACUAUUAUUGAAAUCAGGUGCAAAUCCAAACGCUGAUCACGGUAGACCGUUGUCAUUAUGUUUGGUACAUCAUGAUUGGGAAUUGACAAAAUUAUUGAUAGAUCAUGGUGCUAACAUGAAUUUUCAAGUUUAA
Molecule: messenger RNA, 3879 nt
Organism: Entrophospora sp. SA101
Lineage: Eukaryota; Fungi; Glomeromycota; Glomeromycetes; Entrophosporales; Entrophosporaceae
Source: the annotation of a GenBank genome assembly